Molecule: messenger RNA, 1414 nt
Organism: Papaver somniferum (opium poppy)
Lineage: Eukaryota; Viridiplantae; Streptophyta; Magnoliopsida; Ranunculales; Papaveraceae
Product: homocysteine S-methyltransferase 2-like
Exons: 7
Coding region: 138-1175 (345 amino acids)
Biological process (GO): S-methylmethionine cycle
Molecular function (GO): zinc ion binding; S-adenosylmethionine-homocysteine S-methyltransferase activity
Source: RefSeq, a predicted model, not a curated record
UUUCUCUUCACAGUUUUGUCUGUUUUUUUUGGUAAACUCUCUCCGAGUUCAUAACACCUAUCGCCUCCAAAUAAUCACCUGUUUAACCCUAAUUAACUUCUUAUUUGAUUAGUCUAAUCAAUCCAAAACUUUUCCAAAUGCAUCAUACUAAUGGGAAUGGAAACUUCGCAUCAUUUUCGAUGGAAGAAUUCCUUAAAAAAUCCAAGGGUUACGCUGUGAUAGAUGGUGGAUUAGCAACAGAGCUUGAGAGACAUGGUGCUGACUUGCAUGAUCCUCUCUGGAGUGGAAAAUGCCUCAUCAGUUCUCCUCAUCUUAUCCGAACUGUACAUCUUGAUUAUCUUGAAGCAGGUGCGGAUAUUCUGAUCACAGCAUCUUAUCAGGCUACAAUUCAGGGUUUUAUGGCUAAAGGUUUAUCUGAAAAAGAAAGUGAAGCACUGCUUGCAAAAAGUGUCUCAAUUGCAUGUGAGGCGCGGGAUAUGUAUUAUGAGAGGUCUUCAGAAGGUUCUUGCAUUGAGGAUGGAAGGGUUCUAAAUAAGCGAAAAAUCUUGGUUGCAGCCUCUGUUGGAAGCUACGGAGCUUAUUUAGCUGAUGGGUCUGAGUAUGACGGUAACUAUGGUGAUUCUGUGACACUUGCAACUUUGAAAGAAUUUCAUCGGAGACGAGUUCAGGUACUGGCAGAAGCUGGUGCUGACUUGAUAGCAUUCGAGACUAUUCCAAAUAAGAUAGAAGCUCAGGCUUUUGCUGAGCUUCUUGAUGAAGAUGACAUAAAGAUUCCAGCUUGGUUUGCUUUCAAUUCCAAGGAUGGGGUGAAUGUAGUUAGUGGAGAUUCUUUGGUUGAGUGUACCUUGGUUGCUAAUUCAUGUAAGAAGGUUGUUGCUGUUGGAAUCAAUUGUACCCCUCCUAGAUUUAUAAGUGCACUCAUUUUAUCCAUGAAAAAGGUAACAUCAAAACCAUUACUUAUAUAUCCGAAUAGUGGAGAGACGUAUGAUGCUGAUCGGAAGGAAUGGGAGUCCACAGGGGUUUCAAAUGAAGACUUUGUCUCUUACGUGAAUGUAUGGCGUGAAGCUGGAGCUUCACUUAUAGGUGGCUGUUGCCGAACAACUCCAGAUACUAUCAGAGCUAUCCACAAGGUCCUUUCAGCUGGAUCUUCUACUGCAGUACCAUCUAAGGAUUAGCUACUCUCCCAGAUCAAUACCAAUUUUACGACGAGAAUACAACGAGAAUACAAAAUGAAAGAGGAGUAUUAACAAAAUUAUUAGAUGGAUUAGCAUAUUAAACUCUGAAACAUGUUUCUGUUCUUCCUGUAAUCAUAACUUUUAGGGUGAAAGCAGUGUUACCCAGUUAAUAUCUAUUGUUCCAGUUCUUUAAAUUUCACAUUUCUUUUCAAUUAAUGAGAAUCAUAGAUUUUGAAUUC